AUGGCCAGCCCUGCCAAGCGCAAAGCAGAAAAGCAAGCAACCCCGACGAAGGCGAAGAAACCAAAGACGAAGAUACCGGAAUAUCAUCUCACACCAUCGAGGCGGGAUGAGGAUGGAGAGAUUGUGUGGCCAGCACCAAAAGCGCAGAUAGAGCGGGCGAGAGAAAUCAUCAAAGAGUGUGCGAACACCCAUAAGCCCACACUUGUUCUUCCAGAUAAGGAUGCAGAUGGUCUAUCUUCCGGAGCCAUCCUUCACCAUACGCUUACAACUCUCGGUCUCUCACCAGACCUGAUAUCAGUAUACUUUCCACCAAAAGGAAGCAAUGUACAUGACGAAGACACACGCAGUGCCAUCGCUGAGAAGUCUCCGGCAUAUGUCUUCGUUCUGGAUCAGGGAAGCCGGAAGACUGGACCGCUUUACGACAGCCAGCAUACGGGGCUCAUCAUCGAUCAUCACUUUGCAGAAGAAGGUGGCUUUCCUGAAGGCGCAGAUUAUGUGACGGCUCAUGACUGUCCGCCGGUCGCAACAAGCGCGCUUCUAACCUACAACAUCUGUCUACCAUUACAUCCCGAUUUGGAAACCAAAAUUUCAUGGCUUGCAGCUCUAGGAACACACGGCGAUUUAGGCAACACCCUGAAGUGGCAACCACCAUUCCCCGAUAUGACAGCGACAUUCAAAAAGUAUCCGAAGAAGUCAAUCAACGACGCAGUUGGCCUCGUAAACGCGCCAAGGCGGUCAGCAGCAUACAAUGUCGACGCGGCAUGGGAUGCUGUGAUUUCCGUUGACGGACCACAGCCCUUACUUGGCAAUGGAAAACUUCGCGACGCACAGUUUGAAGUCAAGCAAGAAACGGAGCGGUGGUCACACGUGCCUCCAAAGUUCUCUCGCGACGCGACCAUUGCUGUGCUGACAAUCAAAUCGGCCGCCCAAGUACAUCCCGUCGUCGCUACACGUUGGGCUGGCUUUCUGAAGUCGGAUAAAUUAGAGAUUGUUAUGUGUGCGAACGAGGGCUAUCUUCCAGGCAAGGUCAAUUUCUCAUGCAGGAUUGCAAAGCACGCGCGAGCGCGAGAAGGUGACGCGAAGGUCGACAUCAUCAAGACGCUAGAAAGUAUUGUAGCAGACGAUCCAGACCUUCGAGCCCGGCUUGGCGAAAGCUUUGCUAGGGGUCACAAAGAGGCAUCUGGUGGUAUUAUCAACACCCAAGAGUGGGAAGAAUUCAAGAAGCUAAUGGGAGUCGGUGAGAACAUACGGAAGAAAACGGAAGCAGACACCGCCGAGAAGAAGAAACCCACACAGUCGAACACGUUGGCAAAUUAUUUCGUCAAAGCGUCAUAG
Molecule: messenger RNA, 1335 nt
Organism: Didymosphaeria variabile
Lineage: Eukaryota; Fungi; Ascomycota; Dothideomycetes; Pleosporales; Didymosphaeriaceae
Exons: 1
Coding region: 1-1335 (444 amino acids)
Source: RefSeq, a predicted model, not a curated record